AUGUGGUUUGAGAUUCUCCCCGGAGUCGCCAUCAUGGCGGCGUGUUUGCUCAUUCCCGGAGUGGCCACCGCGCACAUCCAAAGGUUCUCUAACGGGGGCAAGGAGAAAAGGGUUGCCCAUUUUGCGUAUCAGUGGAGCUUGAUGGAAAGAGAUAGGCGUGUCUCUGGGGUGAAUCGUUACUAUGUAUCAAAGAUUGUUAGAGACUACCUGAUAGGUUUUUUUGAUAUGACAGUAUUUGAUAGAAGUUCAAUCAGGCAAAAGAAAAUGAAGGCAUCCAAAAGUCCCAAAACUAAGAAGAGAGUGAGGGUGCUGAUUGACAAUGAGAUACUAUUAACUAGAGACGAUGAUAUCAAGGUGACUGAAGACAAGAGCAAGGUGACUGAAGACAAGAGCAAGGCGACUGAAGACAAGAGCAAGGCGAUUGAAGACAAGAGCAAGGUGACUGAAGACAAGAGCAAGGUGACUGAAGACACAAGCAAAGUGACUGAAGACAAGAGCAAGGUGACUGAAGACAAGAGCAAAGUGACUGAAGACAAGAGCAAGGUGACUGAAGACAAGAACAAGAGCAAGGUGACUGGAGACAAGAGCAAGGUGACUGAAGACAAGAGCAAGGUGACUGAAGACGAGAGCAAGGUGACUGUAGAUGAGAGCAAAGUGACUGUAGAUGAGAGCAAGGUGACUGUAGAUGAGAGCAAGGUGACUGUAGAUGAGAGCAAGGUGACUGAAGAGGACAGCAAAAUGAUUGAAAUGGCUCUAUCUAUAGCUCAAAGCAUCGUCUUGGCUGCUGCUCAUAUUGUGGAAGAGGAAAGACGCAUCAAAGACAUCAAGUGGAUCACACAUGGUGAAUUCACAGUGGAAGGAGGACGACUGAGCAUUGAGGAAUUCAUUUCAACUUGGGAGUUUCAAGACCGCUGGGUGCACUUCUCAGAGUUUAUAGAGAGAAAAGACUUAAGUUAUGCCUUCUUCUACAUCUAUCGUGUACGCUGGAGUGUCCCAACUGCUCAGAUACCCUUACUGCACGUCUCUGCUUCUGUCUGCUUCACCAUCAAGUUCACCAAACGCAAACCUCCGGAUGCACCUGUUGAUGUCUCUUACGUUUUUGAGGACGGGUUAUUAGUUCACAGACCAGGAAUGUCUCACUUUCGAGAAAGAUGGCUGAGGGAGAUUGUUGAGGGCAAACUUAGUUUACUGGCAUCAGUACCCCUCUAA
This is a messenger RNA of Orycteropus afer afer, 1209 nucleotides long. The record is from RefSeq and is a predicted model, not a curated record. NCBI's taxonomy places the organism in Eukaryota, Metazoa, Chordata, Mammalia, Tubulidentata, Orycteropodidae.